UUAGAGGAGAAAAACAAGAAAAAAAAUAUUCUGAACCAAUGGACUGCAGACACAGUACAGGAGAUGACCAGAGACUGCGGACACAGUACAGGGGAUGACCAGAGACUGUGGACAUAGUACAGGAGAUGACCAGAGACUGCGGACACAGUACAGGAGAAGGACCAGAGACUGUGGACACAGUACAGGAGAUGACCAGAGACUGCGGACACAGUACAGGAGAUGACCAGAGACUGCGGACAUAGUACAGGAGAUGACCAGAGACUGCGGACAUAGUACAGGAGAUGACCAGAGACUGCGGACAUAGUACAGGAGAUGACCAGAGACUGCGGACAUAGUACAGGAGAUGACCAGAGACUGCGGACACAGUACAGGGAAUGACCAGAGACUGUGGACAUAGUACAGGAGAUGACCAGAGACUGCGGACCUUUGGGGAGGGAGGGGGAACUUUGACAGGUACCCGCUCCCACUUCCGCGGAGUUGUCCUUCCUUCUUCCCGUGGCGGCUUCUGUGACAGCUGGGUGCCCACUGCGCAUGCGCGAGAAGCGCUGUGCUUUGUGAAUGGCCCGAAGCCUUCUGGGACCUGUCAUGUGUCCCAGAAGACGCCGGACCAUUCACAAAGCGCAGCGCUUCUCGUGCAUGCGCAGUGGGUCACAGAAGCCGCCGCGGGAAGACUGUCACAGAAGGUAAGGUCCUGCAGGAGAGAAGAGCUGAGUGGCCGGAUAUGGUGGUGGCAGAAAUACCGGACCGGCCGCUUUACAUUCGCUCCAUAAGAUGCACUGACAUUUUCCCCCCUUUUUUGGGGGGAAAAAAGUGC
This is a messenger RNA of Staurois parvus, 814 nucleotides long. NCBI's taxonomy places the organism in Eukaryota, Metazoa, Chordata, Amphibia, Anura, Ranidae. The record is from the annotation of a GenBank genome assembly.